Molecule: messenger RNA, 1133 nt
Organism: Papaver somniferum (opium poppy)
Lineage: Eukaryota; Viridiplantae; Streptophyta; Magnoliopsida; Ranunculales; Papaveraceae
Exons: 8
Coding region: 537-1019 (160 amino acids)
Cellular component (GO): proteasome core complex
Source: RefSeq, a predicted model, not a curated record
UACAAUUUUGCUUUAUUUCUCUUUUUCUUCCUCUUUCCACUGCUGUGUUCCGCCUGAUUCUUCUUCCUCUCAAAGAAGAAACAACGCUUGUCUUCAAGGAAUCAGUGACUCUUACUUCAUAAUCUAUCAACUUCUGUUGCUGAUCUAUAAAAACAACGGUACAGGAUAUACACUUAAAUGGAAACACAAAAAGAUAUAGGAACCACAUUACGGUAUUUGUCUUGCCCCGUGUCGUUACUCUAGUAGCUGAUUGUAAGGGAACGCCGGUAGUGGGAGAUCCACAAAAUGUCUCGAAGAUUACCCAGUUGACGAGAACACAUAAUGGAAACUUGGGCUUGGCGAUGUGUGGGGAUUCAAUACAUGCAUGUUAGAAAUGCAUGAGGAGGGAUUUGGAAGGUUCCACCAGUUGUGUAAGCUGUUGGUCUUGGAAGCAUUAAACCCUGGUUUUUGAAAGAGGUUAUGGUGGCUCUGUUAUGUCCCAGAAUGAACAGUUUCUGAAAUAAGUAACUGUUAGCAACUGAGGUGUAUUUGGUUCAAUGGAAAAACAUCAAGGUCAGUUGGAAGUGUUGGAGUGUGCAAGGCAGUUAGUGCUCAUCGAUAGGAGGGUAAAGACUGAGCGAAGGAGUCAUUUCUUUUUAGCGGGAUUCCACUUAAAUGAGGGGAAUGUACUGCAGCCACAUGCCUAUUUCGUUAAUAAAUCUGGCCAUAUAGAUAUAGCAACAACAAAUUUGAAGAUAGCUCAAAAGAGUUUUUGGCUAGGGUCUGGUGGGCGCUAUGCCUUCAUGUAUUUUCAUGGCAGAUUUAGACCGGACAUGACUACUGCUGAAGCUGUUGAGCUUGCUGGAAAUGCUGUUUACUUCGCAAGCACAAAAUGCCCUCAUACAGAUUUUGGGGUACAAUUAAUGAUCAUCCAACCUGGUAAAGAAAUAAAGACCUUCACAUUGACCCAAGAACAAGCAGAAAGGCAAUACACUAGGUGGCUUAAAAGGGAGAAAAGGCAACUAGGUAAGUUUGAUUAAGGAUGUCAGGUACACUAUUCUUUCAACAAUUUUCUGUUAGUUUAAUUUGACGUGGGGGUGGGUGGGGAUACGAGAUAAAUGAUAGAAGACUGUAGAUGUUUGGUCUGUUUUCAG